Blastocystis hominis is the source of this 1302-nucleotide messenger RNA. RefSeq lists its product as hypothetical. The transcript has 4 exons. Gene Ontology annotation, molecular function: protein binding. The record is from RefSeq and is a predicted model, not a curated record. Gene Ontology annotation, cellular component: elongator holoenzyme complex. The coding region runs from base 1 to 1302 and encodes 433 amino acids. NCBI's taxonomy places the organism in Eukaryota, Bigyra, Opalinata, Blastocystidae. Gene Ontology annotation, biological process: tRNA wobble uridine modification.
AUGGAGGGAUUGGGGCUGUCGAAUGAAGAGAUCGGGCGGCUGGUGACGAUCAAUGAAGAGAAGAAAUGCCGAGUGUAUGAAACGACUUAUUUGAAUUUGUUCGUGUUGAAUGAGUUGGUGGAGUCUGCGGAUUCCGCUAGGAUCAAACAUCCUUCCAUAGAACAACUGAACGAUACCUUCUUUUGGUCCAGUUUUGCUCCCGAAUUGGGGCUGAGCAACAAAGGAAUUCCAAUCGAACAGGCACAAUCCACUCUUCGAAAGUUCCAUCUUGAUUUGAUUCCCGAGAGCGAGGCCGCCGUGGAGGUCGUGAAUCCCGUGGAAAUCGAUCGAGAAGACGAAGAGGGAGGCGACGCCAUGAUGCUGAUGGCGAAUGAUAGCGAUUUGGAAAUGCUCGUAUCGCUCGAUGUGCUUCAAGUCGUGAAUAACCGCGGGAGCAACAAUCUAAACGAAAGUCGAUUGUGCAAAGGAACGCUUUUCACAGAAUCUUCAUUCCUCUAUAACGCCUACACCACUCACAAUUUCAUUCAUUUAGAUUAUGACGCCGAAACCGAUCUUUUAGUCACUACCACCACCGGAUCGCAGGAGGACGAUAGCGUUCUUUCUGUCUGGGAUAACGCAGACAGCGGCGCUGAAGGAACCUUAAAACGCAUUCAAUACCUUGCAGGCCAUCGCACCACCGUCGUUGCCACAUGCUUCUUCUCCGUGGGGACCGAGCGGUUCCUUCUCUCCGCAGGAAAGGAUCGACAGCUCCGCAUUUGGAGGCUGAAAGACCGAAAAUUCGAGGGAUUUUUGACAUUCCAAAAGGCGCAUAGUCGCAUUAUUUGGGACUGUGAUGUGGCGUGGAGCGGAGAAACGAGCGCGAUUCUGCUGACAGCGAGUCGAGACGGGUGUGUGAAGGCGUGGGAGUUCUGUCCGGGAGAAGGAAAACUUCGAGAAGUGGGAAAAAUAGAUCUGGGCGAAAGUGUAACGGCGGUCGCAGCGAGCAAGAUGAAGAGAGACGAGGAAGUCGCAGUGGUUUGUGGAACGGAAAGCGGAAUGAUUGGAUUGUAUCGAUUGGCAAGAGAUGGAGAAAAUGUGAGUUUUGAGAAGGAAGACGAAGUCCGUUGCGGAAAGCAAAUUAAUUCCAUUGAGUGGCUGCCUGUGGAGAAACUGACCGGAGUAAGGCGGUCUGAAGAGGAGUAUUUUGAGAAGAGCGUUGGAAACUGUGUGGUCGGGUGCCAGAAUGGAGGUGUAUACCUGUUCCAGAUUUGUUUUUCUGUUUGUUCCAUACGCUAUGAUUAUGAAGGAAUUGGUGAUAACUGA